This is a messenger RNA of Prorocentrum cordatum, 291 nucleotides long. NCBI's taxonomy places the organism in Eukaryota, Dinophyceae, Prorocentrales, Prorocentraceae. The record is from the annotation of a GenBank genome assembly.
AUGCACGGAGUGCGGGGCAGCUUGCUGGCGCUCGGCAUCGGCCUUUGGUGCGUGGGGCUGCAGCUGCUGCCUUUCGCCUCCGCAGUGGUGGUGAAUAACACGAUGCCCUUCUUCAAGAUGCUGUUCGCCAAGGUGCUCCUCGGCGAGAAAGUGGGCAAAGAGAGGUGGCUGGCCAGCCUGGGCGGCUUCAUCGGCUGCCUGAUCGUGGUCUGGUGCGCGCUCAUCGAGACCCGGGCCAGCAAGCCGAGCGAGCCGGUCAAGGACGAUGUUGCAGAGGAGGCGGUGGCCUGA